AGCAAUGUAUUUUAAUCCUUUCUUGCCUCCCCACCAGCAAAGUUACAUGCAUCCUCAACCAGGUUUAAUGCAUCCCCACCAGCCAAGUUUAGUGCCUCCCCAGCAACAAGCUGCUCUACCAAAUGCACCUCAACAAGAUCCUUCUCAACCAGCUUACCCACCUUACUAUAAUCCGUACACUUCGUACGCACCACAUUUAAUGUACCCACAAUUUCCUCAUCCUCAUCAACCAUUUAUGCCGCCCCCGCCUGGUAAAAAUAAUUAUUAA
Meloidogyne enterolobii is the source of this 268-nucleotide messenger RNA. The record is from the annotation of a GenBank genome assembly. Lineage: Eukaryota; Metazoa; Nematoda; Chromadorea; Rhabditida; Meloidogynidae.